GGUGAUGGUGGCGGGGAGGGCGGUUUAUUCCACACCGUUGGGGCUUGGUACAGAGAGUGGCGAGAGGUCUUGCUGGCAGCGGGCUGGUGUGACGCUUCGCAUGUGAGUGUCAGAGGGACGGCUGCUGGAGCUGCUCAUACAGGAGCUGCAGGGGGGUCGGCCACGGUCACCUACACAGGAUUCAGAGCAAGACGACCAACUCAGGGAGAACAACAACGGGAAGAAGAAGAAGAGGAAGAAGGAGAAGAAGAAGAAGAAGCGAGGACUGAGAGGGAGCAGGAGCCUGGUGCUGAGGCUGAGAAGAAAGCUGUCGAGCUGCCUGGGUGUGACUGAACACCCUCUAGUGGAUCUGCUGACCAGCUGUCCUGCAGAGCUUCUGUCUGUUUCUAACCAUCAGCAUUUCAAGAGGUCUAUGGUCCAGCGCUGAGCAGAGACCAUGUGGUGUUUGGAGCUGCUCUUACCACUGCUGUUGAUCAUCAAUGAUGCCAGUUGCCAGUGGAACGUUUGGGUCCCUCGGGACAUCUCGGCCAUGACGAACUCCUGUGUGGUCAUCCCGUGCACCUUCAUGUAUCCGUCCGGCAUCAGGCCGUACCGCGGCGUUCACGGUAUCUGGUACUUUGGCCAGCCGUACCCUCAGCUCUUCCCUCCCGUCGUCUUCAAAACACGCACAGACAUCGUGCACGAGAGCUACAAGGGCCGCACCAAGCUGCUGGGCGACCUGCACCAGAGGAACUGCACUCUGCUCAUCAACAACAUCGGCGCUGAGCACUCAGGGAGAUACUACUUUCGUGCUGAUCUCGGUGGAGCCAACAUGUAUACCUUCCCGGACUUCUCUGAGCUCAAGGUUCUGGAUCAACCCAACAUCGAUGUCCCAGAGGAGAUCGUCAGCGACGAGAGUCUGGAGCUGACAUGCUACGCUCCGGACAACUGCCCCGACAUGACUCCAGAGAUCCAGUGGAUGUACACCGACUACCUGCCCGACCCGGAGUUCAGCUCUGACUACCUGGAGGAGAGCAACACGGCGGUUCUCUCCAGCACCCUCACCUUCACACCCAGACCCAUGCACAACGGGCAGCUCCUGGGCUGCAGGGUCUACUAUCCCAACACCACCCUGGUCUAUGAGAGGCUCAUCUCUCUAGACAUCAAGUAUGCCCCACGCUCCGUUUGGGUGAACGUGUCCUCAGAGGUGAUGGAGGGCAGCUCUGUGAUGCUGCACUGCGAGGUGGACAGUAACCCUCCUCCCAGGAUCUUCUGGAUGUUCGGCGACCAGGAGCUUGUGUGGGACACGGCGUCCAACAUCUCCCUCCCUCUGGACGAUGUGACGCCUGAGCAGGAGGGGAUCUACACCUGCGUCGGGGAAAACAGCUACGGCGUCAUGAACACCUCGCUGUACCUUGCUGUCAAGUACCCUCCCCGUGAGCCCGUGGUGAACGACUCCAUGACGGUACAAGAGGGAACCUCGCUGGCCCUGCACUGUAGCACCCAGGGCAGCCCGGCCCCGACCCUCACCUGGCUGAAGGACGGGGAGCUGGUGGGCACCAUCACCGCUGACGAGCUGUCAGUGCUGGAGAUCCUGGAGAUCACACCGCAGGGAGACGGGCAGUACCGCUGCCUGGCUGAGAACGAGCACGGAAGAGCCAGCAGCUCCCUGAACAUCACUGUCGAGUAUGCCCCGGUCUUUCUGGAGGAGUCCAAGUGCACGGUGGUGAGGGAGGGCGUCCAGUGUGUCUGCAUGGCCACAGGAAACCCUGAACCCACCAUCGAGUUCUACCUGCCCGACCUGAACGUCACCAUCAACGAAACGGACGGGCGGUACAACUUCUACACGCACACAGACGGACACACCUCCACCGGUAUGAUCAAGCUCAGGGAGAAAGGCGAGCGGAUCGACAACGGCCCUGCUGUCAACGUUCACUGCAGCAUGUACAACAUGUACGGAAGAGAAAGCGUACACCUGGAGCUACAGCAGGAGAAAAAGUACAUGAUGGCAGUCAUAGUCGGCACCAUUGGAGGAGUGGCGGUCAUAGCCUUCAUCAUCGCAGCAGUGAGAUACGUUGGCCACAACAACAAGAAAGAGAAUGGCAACCCUAGGCAGGACGUGGUCCUGGAGAACCCAGCUUUGUACUACAGCGCAGUCAAGAAGGACAAACAAAAUCUGAGGAAGAAAGUGCUUAAGACAGAGCUGUUGGGCUCAAAGUUUAACUCCAUUCUAGAGGAGACUACGGGAGAAGACGGGGAUUAUCAACCUGUGGGCUCUAUGGCAGGACUGGAGAGGCAAGAGCUGAAUUACGCUGCUCUGGAGUUUAUCGGGGCCAGGCCCAGGGAGGGGGCCUCAGGGAGGGGGGAUGACGGCAGCAACUACACGGAAAUCAAAGCCAAAUGAAUCGCGAUCCUUCCCUGAUCCCUCGGCUAUGCGAGACGCAGUGGCGACCCCAUCACAUCUCCUGCCCCAUAAACUGUGUAAUAACCCGCCUCCCUCUACUGGAUUACACCCUGCAUAUGAUGACUCCUUGUCACUCAUUUCCUCAACAUUUGUCACAUAUAAUGUACCGCUCCAUGCCAGUACUCCCCCCCUCACGGUGGCCCUCCUCCAUGGGACGCCCCUUCACACGCCUUCAUUUGGGAAAACUGGUACUUUUCUGGGUCGGAGCAUGACCCACUGGACAAUGUCAAAGAAAUUAUUUGAAUUUCUCGCCUCAGUUGUAGUAUGUGGGCUCUAAAACAUGCAGUGUUAACCAGCGACCCAUGUUUUUGUUGCUUUCAUUGUGGUUUGACACAGUUUGCUUGUCAUCUGCUCUACAUCUGACUCCUGUAACCGUCACUGUGUCUGCUGCCAGUCGAAGCAUCAGGGCAAGGAGUAACUGCGCUUUCUGUUCUCCUUUAUUUAUGUGUGUCUGUCAGAGGAGAGCAAACCUCUCCUCUCUUUCUCUUUGGUUAAUUACUUCCCAAGAAUAUCCCCUUUCGACCAAAGUGGAUUGAGUGCUGGUUCUGGGCUGGUUCAACCCUGAAAAACUUUUAAGAACUGGUUUGCCUGGUUUGCCCUCCACGGGCAUGAAAGCCGCUGUUCAGACGCUGUGUACAUCUCCAAUUUCCCAUCAUUUCUAGGAAAAUCUCUGGCAGACAACAUCGACUGUUGCUCCUGGCUUUGCAUGGCUUUAUUGGCAUCCAAACAUUACAGGUCCUCGGAACACUGCUGCUUCGAUUCGGUGUCCAAUUUUUUUGGUUUGUUCCCCUGUAGAUGAAUCAGAACAUGCUACAAUAGAUCUGGAUUCUGAAAAUGGCAGUCGUAAGUGGUUUUAGUGGGUCCUUGGUCUCGACUAACUCUGCCCUCAGCUUCUGACCUAAGUGGGUCAAAUUGUUGAUGCCACUCUGGCAUCUUCCAGAGUAGGCACUGGUUCUGAACCAGCACCUGAACCUCCUCGGUCGAAAAGGGGUAAAAGAUAACCCACUGAGGCUGAGAGAUGUAAACGCCUCCCAGCAUCUCAUUUCCACAUAAUUGUUUUUAAUGUGUGAUGCCACUCGGUGGCCCCUCUUAAUAAAUGAACACAACAGUCACCAUCAUUUUUGAUAAUAAGAGGUUUUGUAAAUUCAACACUGUCCAGUCACAGCUUCUCUUCAGCAUUUUCCAACUAGAACGUGUUGAGAUCUUUCUCGGGGGAGCUUCCUGCACUGUGGUCGACGUGAAAUGUCCGUCUCAUCUCCGACGUCUUCUCCCUUUAGUGUGGCUUCCUGCUCUCUGACUGUUCUGGAAAAAAUACAGACCUAAAGCACAACAUAUUUGCGAGCGAGCGGCCAAAGUGUUAUCUCUUUUCGACAAUGUGUGUGUGUGUGUAUGCAUGUGUGUGUGCGUGAGUGUGUGUUCAAAUCGUGCUGAAAGAUCAUAGGACACUGAUCACUGAAGUCUUUGGGAAGUUCGAGCAUCGCUUCACUUUUGAUGCUUUGUUCUCACUGUGUUGCAUCAGAUGUUUGAAUGAGAAAAAAAGUGAUGCUGACCUGCCAGUUGGUUGUGCUAUUCAAAGACAUUUGAUGAACCUGUGAUGUAAUAUCAAAGCACACUAACAGUCUAACUUGAUAAUGAUGGUGUCAAUAAUAUUUAUUAAUUAAGAUGUAUAUUGAUGGGGAAAGGGAUUCCAUUAUGUACAGUAAAUACCCUGCAUGACUGUUUUGCCAGCAGGCUCACGUAGAAGCGUUAAAUUAUGGAUAAAAGCCAGUGUGAGAAGUGAAAAACAGUCUUUUCACACAUCUUUCAAAUGUUUUUGGCUGAACACUGUCUUAAUAUGAGCUUAAUAACGAAAGCGUACACUAGUCAAAGUCACAUCAGAGGCUGCGUUUACAUGCAGGGAGAAACAUUUUUGCGGCUGAUUGAAAGCUUAACACCUGAGACCUCUUAUGAAUAAAUAAGAGCAGCGGAGGCCGAGAUGCGUUCAAAAAAAUGGUUAGCCUAAAACGGUGACGUAAAGUAUUUAGAUUUUUUAUUUAAUUUGAUUUCACAAGUUGAAUUCAAACCUUUAAUGUAAAGUUUUUCUACCAGGAUGAGUCAACGUGAAUGUAUUAAAUAACUUCUGUCUUGAUUAAAUUAAAUGACAUUACAUCAGGGGUUUCCAACCCCUGGACUGUGGACCAGUACCGGGUCUAGCAGCAUUCAGCACUGGUCCAUGAAAAACACAAGAGGACGUAAACUAACAAAACCUUGAUGAAAUAUCAGACUUGACAGUGUUUCUGCAGAAUUGUAGCAAGAGGACAUUAUCCAACAGUUUUCACAGGCGGGGCACAGGUUAUCAGAGUUCCUCUUUUAUACAGAGGACAUCAAUCCGCCCAUGAAAACACAUCUGUGCAUCUGUCCACAUCAUUGUACACCUCAAGUUUCCUCUGCAAGAAAUGAUAUCUAAAAUACUAAGAGUAACGGCUACAGUGUUAAACGAGAAAUAUGCAACUAGUCUACUGUCUUCUCCUAAUCAUACACUGUUACACUCUGCUGAUGCUGAUAGACCUCUCAAGCAGAAAGAGAUGUGGGACGAUCUCUUCUUGUCAUAUGACAAAUGUAUGUUAUGAAACAAAUUCACAAUGCAGCAGCCUUGUGUGAAGUGACAGAUUAAGUUCAUCAGGAGCGGCUUGUCUCUGUGUGCACAGGAUACAGCAAAGUCCUCUGACUGCUAACUGCUAACUCCACGUGUGAGUGGAUUGAUCACUGGAAGUGAUAUAAAAACAACAAAAUGACACUAUGAGGAGGACUUCAGUUUACAUUAACCCAAAUAAAUCUCUCUCCGCCAAAAACUGCAGUUAAAUAAAUCAUGCUGAUGACGCCUCAGGCUGCCUCUCACACAGGGGGGAAAAAAAUGAUGAAGAUAAGGUGUGUAUGUUUUUUUCCUGACAUCGAAACACACCCAUGAGGCUGUGAUAUGAGGAAGUACAGUCUUGCUCAAGAAAUGCUCACCGAUUGUGGUGUCGAUAUAUUACAAGGUCAUGUUUUGUUGUGGCAUGUUUCCCGUUCAGAUAGAGCCCCUUUGCCUUAUCUUGCCUUAUAUUAUGUCUCAAGUAUGAAGAUUAAACAUGUAGAGUGCAGAUAAAAGAGCACACUUUAAAUUAUGUAUUGGUGCAGAAUACAAAAUAGCUUGAUAUCAGGGGUUUUGAGUGUUAUUUACACGCUCUAAGCCAAAAGAAAUUCAAAAAUGUAGUUCUCUGUGCGUGUAAACCAGCUAUUCUUACUCACAUUAUCCUUUUAUUAAGACAUUGUUCAGUCAACGUAAUGAUGGAGGGUUCCUGAUAUGCUGGCUAGCAUUCAUAAAUUGCCUGUAUGCUCAAAGUCAAUAACCAGUUCAUGUCUUUGAACGCCUCAUCGGGUGGGUUUAUUUUUUAUUUACAUUUUUUUUUUUUUAAGUAGAAAUAUCAAAUAUGUCUUACCUAAUAUUUUGUCACGGUGUGUUGUAAAGCAAAAUGUGUAUGUCCUAUACUUUGUGGUGAUCAUAAUUAUCAUGAUGGAGAUUUUUUGUUUUCUACAUAUAUGAUUGACACAAUAAUUCAGAUCAGGGUUUUGCAAUCUCUCUGCAAAUUAGCACUGUUACUUAAUGAAAGCAGGAUUUUCUGAAUUGAUGUCGUUUGCUUGCUCUUUUUAUUUUAAACAAGUCUUUCAUGCCUCAAGCGAAUUCAUCUGUCUUCAGUUCCACGCAAACAUAAAUAAAAUAAAAAACAACACAAAAUGCAAACAGGUGAUUAUUGAUAGAAAACUAUCUGUCUGUUUGUCAUGCUGUCUCGUCUUUGUUGGGAGAAGCAACAUCGCCAUGAUGAAACAGUG
This is a messenger RNA of Acanthopagrus latus (yellowfin seabream), 6292 nucleotides long. Its product is annotated as myelin-associated glycoprotein-like. NCBI's taxonomy places the organism in Eukaryota, Metazoa, Chordata, Actinopteri, Spariformes, Sparidae. The transcript is spliced from 13 exons. The coding region runs from base 437 to 2383 and encodes 648 amino acids. The record is from RefSeq and is a predicted model, not a curated record.